Messenger RNA from Cavenderia fasciculata, 1218 nucleotides. RefSeq lists its product as uncharacterized. The transcript has 6 exons. The coding region runs from base 1 to 1218 and encodes 405 amino acids. The record is from RefSeq and is a predicted model, not a curated record. NCBI's taxonomy places the organism in Eukaryota, Evosea, Eumycetozoa, Acytosteliales, Cavenderiaceae.
AUGUCUCAUUUGUACAACUGGUUGGCACAAGUGGAGCAUAUACCAUUGGAAGAGUGGACUGACAGUUACGACCACAUCGACAUUGAAAAUGACGUUUUCAACCCAAAUUACUCGGUCGAGGAAUAUAACGAAAAGACAGAACAAAUCAUCGAAAUAGUUGAUGCAGAAUCUGCUUUUGAACGAUUCGUGAGUGCACUUGGUGAACGUGACAAGUUUAAGCAAUCCAUUUACAAUCAAUUCAACAACUUGUUAACGAUACAAUCCCACCAACAGUGGGAACAUAUUUUAAAGAUCUUUGUACAACAAUUUCCAUUUAUUUUAAAUAUAUUAUUUAUAUUUGUUAAUAAUGAAAAUAUUCAAGUUAGAUGGACAUCGUUACAAUGUUUAAUUCAAUUAUCAUUUGAACAUAUAGAUUUGAUGGUUGAAUCAAGAGAUGAAAUAUUUAACGGUAUUAUCAAAACAAUUUGUGAUCCAAAUGAACGAGUUCAACGUACUAGUUGUAUGUUGAUUCAAUCUAUGAUAUAUUCAUUGGACAUUGAUAAUACAUUGGCUGAUGAUGUUAUAGAUGGAUUAUGUAGUUCAUUUUUAAUACUACUUCAAUCACGAAACUUAGUUGUAGUUGAACAUGCAUUAUUAUCAUUCAUGUCACUCGUUACUCAAUUUGGUAAAAGAUUAAGACCUGUAAUGUUGGAAAACCAUCAGAGUCACUCUGAAUCAAGAUUAUUAAUUUGUAGGGCAAUCACGGCAUUUGCAAUGUGUAGCCAAGUGGUCGACAAGAAGACAUUUUCAACAUACUUGGACAAGUUGAUGGUGUUUGUUGGAAAAAAUGAAGGGUCGUUGGAUUUGGUUAUAGAUGUUUUAAGACAAUCACGAACAUUUAUUAAAAAAAUUGACAAAUCAUUUCAAGUGCAUUUACCAAUGAUCAUCAAGAUGAUUGUCAGUGUACUAGAGAUACCAUUAUCAAAUCAAAAACAACAACAACAACAACUAGAAGAAUUCUCAGCGUACCAUCUAUUGGACAGAGCUUGCCAGAAACCACGAGACGUUGACCAAGCAGAAAUAAAUAUCGCAAAAUGUAAGGCUACCUAUGCACUCGAAAAGGCGGUUGGAUUAUCCAAACACCGAUUCUCACCAUUUGCCUUGACCGCUUUCCGACGACUCGACGCCAUGGUCAACUCUAUCGACGAGGACGAUGUCAAAGAAGUUGCCACCGAGUAG